This is a messenger RNA of Marmota monax (woodchuck), 1551 nucleotides long. It is a transcript of the gene Rdh8, whose product is annotated as retinol dehydrogenase 8. Gene Ontology annotation, biological process: estrogen biosynthetic process. The record is from RefSeq and is a predicted model, not a curated record. Lineage: Eukaryota; Metazoa; Chordata; Mammalia; Rodentia; Sciuridae. Gene Ontology annotation, cellular component: cytoplasm. The coding region runs from base 55 to 990 and encodes 311 amino acids. The transcript has 6 exons. Gene Ontology annotation, molecular function: estradiol 17-beta-dehydrogenase [NAD(P)+] activity.
CAAGGGUGGAGGGGUGUCCUCUCAGUCCGAAGUCGUGUCCAGGGAGGGAUCAACAUGGCCUCCUCACCCAGGACCGUGCUGAUUUCAGGCUGUUCAUCAGGAAUUGGCUUGGAGCUUGCUGUGCACCUGGCUCAUGACCCCAAACAGCGUUACCAGGUGGUGGCCACCAUGAGGGACUUGAGAAAGAAGGAGAUGCUGGAGGCAGCUGCUGGGGACGCUCUGGGAAAGACCCUCACCGUGGCCCAGCUGGAUGUGUGCAAUGAUGAGUCAGUGGCCCAGUGUCUCAGCGGCAUCCAAGGAGGGGAAGUGGACGUGCUGGUGAACAAUGCUGGCGUGGGCCUGGUAGGGCCCUUGGAGGGGCUCAGCAUAGACACCAUGAAGAACAUCUUUGACACCAAUUUUUUGGGAGCCAUCCGUCUGGUCAAAGCUGUUCUUCCAGGAAUGAAGAAGCGGCGACAGGGUCAUAUCGUGGUGGUCAGCAGCGUCAUGGGUCUGCAGGGUGUCAUAUUCAACGAAGUCUAUUCAGCCUCCAAGUUCGCCGUGGAGGGGUUCUUCGAGAGUCUGGCCAUCCAGCUGCUCCAGUUCAACAUCUUCAUCUCCCUGGUGGAGCCGGGCCCUGUGGUCACUGACUUCGAGGGGAAGCUCAUGGCUCAGGUCGCCACGGCCGAGUUUCCAGGCACCGACCCCGAAACCCUGAGCUACUUCAGGGACUUCUACCUCCCCGCCUCCAGGGAGCUCUUCCGCUCAGUGGGACAGAACCCAAAGGACGUGGCCCAGGCCAUUGCCAAAGUCAUCAGCUCCACGCGGCCCCCGCUGCGCAAGCAAACCAACCUCCGCUACCUGACGCUGGCGGCGCUCAAGGCCGUGGACCCCUCGGGCAGCCUGUACGUGAGAACCGCCCACAGCCUCCUCUUCCGCUGGCCGCGCCUGCUCCACCUUAGCCUCCGCUGCCUGGCCUGCGGCUGCCUCCCGGCCCGGGUGGAGCCUUGAUGAGCAGAGACUUGCCGGCGCUCCCGCCCUGGACACCGCGGCACGGCCACACCCCAGACCCAGGGCCGCUCACACUCGGUUCAUUCGUUCAUCUCCUUCAUAAACUCGUUCUGCAAACUGCUUCCAUCGCUCUAGGUCUGGGCAUUGCUGAAAUUCCAGAAAAGGUCUCCCGUCUCCAGACCCAGAGCCCUCCCUAGUCAGGGCUGGGGCAGAGGAGAGAUCCUGGGACCCCGGGGGUCUGCCCACACGGGAGGGGGAGUCGCCUUCCUGGGGGAGGGGGUAUUGUCAUGACCUUGAAGGACAAGAUAGACUGUGCUUCAUUCAGUCUUAUGACUUCAUGAUCCUGGACCUGGGAAUACAGGGAUGACCAGAACACCUCCCCCUCCUCUCUCUCUCUCUCUCUCUCUCUCUCUCUCUCUCUCUCUCUCUCACACACACACACACACACACACCCAGAGCUGAGUGAACCAGGUAGUCUCGACUUUCCUGCCCACAUUCCCCAUUAGCAAAAUGUGUUUGUGUGCACACAGCCAUGUACUUAUAUUUUUUCCAUUAAAUGUA